Messenger RNA from Numida meleagris (helmeted guineafowl), 10832 nucleotides. RefSeq names its product coiled-coil domain containing 88A (gene CCDC88A). Gene Ontology annotation, molecular function: dynein light intermediate chain binding; microtubule binding. Gene Ontology annotation, cellular component: centrosome; cytoplasm. The transcript has 34 exons. Bases 541 to 6279 code for a protein of 1912 amino acids. The record is from RefSeq and is a predicted model, not a curated record. NCBI's taxonomy places the organism in Eukaryota, Metazoa, Chordata, Aves, Galliformes, Numididae. Gene Ontology annotation, biological process: cytoskeleton-dependent intracellular transport; cytoplasmic microtubule organization.
GGGGGGGGGCGCGGAGCGGCGGCGCGGGGGAAGGGCGAGGCCGCGAGGUGCGGCCGCGAGGCGGGGUGUGACGGCCGCGUCCCCGCGCUGCGUCACUGUGCGGCCGCCGGGGGAAGGGGCGAUUCGGAAUUGGGAGCCGUGCCGCCGCUUGAGCACGCGGAGCUCCGCUGCCCGAGGAGCGAGGGUUUUUUUUUUUUUUUUUUCCGCCCGUCCUUUUUGUCUGAUACGGAAUCCCGGUAGCUAGGCAGCCUCCCUCUGUUCUUCCCUUCCUGCCUCCUGCCCCUUCAGCAUGUAGCGGGGAGACGGCGAUAGAAAGGCCGAGAUACGCGCUGGCGGCCUUUCAGAUACGCUGCUGUUGGGAGGAGGAAGGUAAAUCCUGGCGGGCAGCGCACGGAGUGCUUGGUGGCGUUGCGCUGCGUUGAGAAAAUGGGGCUGACUGGCUCCAGCUGAGCCCAUCCGCUUCUGGGAGCUGCUGCGGUGAAGGGCUUCAACGGUUCUAGCAUCAGGGAGCCACGCCGAUGUCGGCCUGUCUUAUCUAAAAUGGAGAACGAAGUCUUCACCCCCGUUUUGAAGAAGUUCACGGGCAGCCCUCUCGUCACAUGGGUUCGGACGUUCGGACCCUUAGCUGAAGAGAAUGGGACCAGCCUGGAGGAAUACAUGACGCUGGUGGACGGCGUGUUUCUCAACGAAGUCAUGCUGCAGAUUAAUCCGAAGUCUACGAAUCGGAAUGUAAUAAAAAGAGUCAACAAUGAUGCAUCCCUAAGGAUUCAGAAUUUGUCUAUUUUGGUGAAGCAAAUAAAAAAUUACUAUCAGGAGUGUUUGCAGCAGCUGAUCAUGAUGGCUUUGCCAAAUGUGUUAAUAAUCGGCAGAAAUCCUUUUUCUGAGCCAGGUACUAAGGAAAUAAAAAAAAUCCUCCUGCUUCUACUUGGUUGUGCAGUUCAGUGUCAGAAAAAGGAAGAAUUCAUUGAAAGAAUUCAGCAUCUGGAUUUUGACACAAGAGCAGCUGUCGCAGCCCAUAUUCAAGAGGUAACCCAUAAUCAGGAAAACGUGUUGGAUCUGCAGUGGAUGGAUGUCGUCGUAUUGACACAAGACUGUGUUGAACCUCUCCUGAAAAAUAUGACAUUACAUUUGAAAAGACUUAUAGACGAAAGAGAUGAGCACUUGGAGACUAUCGUAGAACUCUCAGAAGAACGGGACUCUCUCCGUUUGCUACCUCAGGCAUCUGCAGCACAAUCACCUUGUGGAUCUCCUGGCAUGAAACGCACUGAAAGCAAACAGCACCUGUCAGUAGAGCUAGCAGAUGCCAAAGCAAAGAUAAGAAGGCUUAGGCAGGAGAUUGAGGAAAAGACUGAGGAGUACCUUGACUGUAAACAAGAACUUGAACAGGUGGAAACUGAACUAAAGAGGCUUCAGCAAGAGAAUAUGAAUUUACUCUCAGACGCCCGUUGUGCCAGAGUUUAUAGAGAUGAAUUAGAUGUUCUUCGUGAGAAGGCAAUUCGAGUUGACAAGCUUGAAAGUGAAGUCACCCGGUACAAAGAGAGGCUGCGUGACUUUGAGUUCUACAGAGCUAGAGUGGAGGAGUUAAAGGAAGACAACCAACUGAUGCUAGAAACAAAGACAAUGCUGGAAGAUCAAUUAAAGGGGAUGCGGUGCCGUUCUGAUAAAUUACAUGAGUUAGAAAAAGAGAAUCUGCAAUUAAAAGCUAAACUACAUGAUAUGGAGACGGAGCGUGAUAUGGACAGAAGGAAGAUUGAGGAACUUAUGGAGGAAAACAUGGCUCUAGAAAUAGCUCAGAAACAAAGCAUGGAUGAAUCGUUGCAUCUUGGCUGGGAACUUGAACAGAUAAACAGGACUACUGAACGUUCUGAAGUGCCACAGAAAUCACUUGGUCUUGAAGUAAAUGAGCUGACAUCAAGCAGAUUACUGAAGUUGGAGAAGGAAAACCAAAGUUUGCUGAAAACAGUGGAAGAAUUACAAAGUACAGUGGAUUCUGUAGAAGGCAAUAGUUUAAGGAUUAUGAAAAUGGAAAAAGAAAACCAAAGACUUAACGAAAAGAUUGAAGGGCUAGAAAAUGAAAUUGUCCAAGAGAAACAGAGUCUUGAGAACAAACAAAAUCUGACUAAGGAUUUGAUGAAAGAAAAAGCAGAACUUGAAAAGACACUUGAGACGCUUCGAGAAAACUUAGAACGACAAAUUAAACUAUUAGAACAAGAAAAUGAACGCUCAAAUCAAACCAUAGCUUCUUUAAGACAACGCUCACAAAUCAGUGCCGAAGCGCGAAUGAAGGAAAUUGAAAAGGAAAAUAAAAUUCUGCAUGAGUCUUUUAAAGAAAACAGCAGUAAGUUAAAUAAGGUUGAAUUUGAAAUAAAACAAGUCAAGAAAGAAAUGGAGCACUAUAAAGAGAAAGCAGAGAGAGCAGAAGAACUGGAGAAUGAGCUGCAUCGUCUGGAAAAGGAAAAUGAAUUAUUACAGAAAAAGAAUACUAACUUAAAAAUCUCAUGUGAGAAGAUAGAGGCCUUAGAAAAGGAGAACUCAGACCUGGACAUAGAAAACAGAAAGCUGAAAAAAACCUUUGAUAGUCUCAAAAACCUCACGUUUCAACUAGAAUCCUUAGAGAAGGAAAACUCACAACUUGAUGAAGAAAAUUUAGAAUUAAGAAGAAGAAUUGAAUCUUUGAAGUGUACAAGCAUUAAAAUGGCACAGUUAGAACUAGAAAAUAAGGAGCUGGAGAGCGAAAAGGAGCAGCUUAAAAAAAGCCUUGAACUCAUGAAAGCGUCGUUUAAGAAAAGCGAGCGCUUGGAAGUCAGCUACCAAGGUCUAGACACAGAAAACCAAAGGCUACAGAAAGCCCUUGAAAACAGCAAUAAGAAAAUUCAGCAAUUAGAAAGUGAAUUACAAGAUUUAGAGUCCGAAAAUCAAACUCUGCAAAAAAACUUAGAAGAGCUGAAAAUUUCUAGUAAGCGCCUGGAGCAACUGGAGAAAGAGAAUAAGUUGUUAGAACAAGAGACUUCUCAACUGGAAAAAGAUAAGAAACAGCUAGAAAAAGAAAAUAAAAGACUUCGACAGCAAGCCGAAAUUAAAGACAGUACUUUAGAAGAAAACAAUGUAAAAAUUAACAAUCUAGAAAAGGAAAAUAAGUCUCUAUGUAAAGAAAUCACUGUUUAUAAGGAGUCAUGCAUACGCCUGAAAGAACUAGAAAUGGAAAAUAAAGAACUUGUGAAAAGAGCUAGCAUUGAUAAGAAAACCCUUGUCACUUUACGAGAGGACUUGGUGAGUGAAAAAUUGAAGACCCAACAAAUGAAUAACGAUCUAGAAAAGCUUUCCCAUGAGCUUGAAAAAAUAGGCUUGAACAAGGAGCGCCUCUUGUGUGAUGAGCAGAGCAGUGACGACAGGUACAAACUUUUGGAGUCAAAAUUGGAAUCCACUCUUAAGAAUUCUCUUGAAAUAAAAGAAGAAAAAAUUGCUGCUUUGGAGGCUCGUUUAGAAGAAUCAACUAAUUUAAACCAGCAGCUCCGCCAGGAACUUAAAACAGUGAAAAUGAACUAUGAAGCUCUCAAACAAAGGCAAGAAGAGGAAAGAAUGGUUCAGAAUCCUCCUCCAAGAAGGGGAGAAGAAAAUCAGUCUGUCAAUAAGUGGGAGAAAGAAAACCAGGAAACUACUAGAGAAUUACUAAAAGUCAAAGAUAGAUUAAUUGAAGUGGAAAGGAAUAAUGCUACACUUCAAGCAGAGAAGCAAGCACUGAAAACACAAUUAAAGCAGCUUGAGACACAGAAUAACAAUCUGCAAGCUCAGAUUCUUGCACUUCAGAGACAGACUGUUUCUCUACAGGAGCAGAAUACAACUCUGCAGACUCAAAAUGCCAAACUUCAGGUUGAAAAUUCUACCCUUAAUUCUCAAAGUACGUCUUUAAUGAAUCAGAAUGCACAACUGUUGAUUCAGCAGUCUGCUACAGAAAAUGAAAAGGAAUGUGUGCUCAAGGAGCUUGAGGAUCUGAAGUCAUUGUACGAUUCGCUUCUCAAAGACCAUGAGAAACUGGAACACCUACACGAACGCCAAGCUUCUGAGUAUGAAUCGCUGAUUGCUAAACAUGGAAGCCUUAAAUCUGCACACAAAAAUCUGGAGGUGGAGCAUAAGGACUUAGAAGAUAGGUACAAUCAGUUGCUUAAACAGAAAGUGCAGUUGGAAGAAUUGGAGAAAGUGCUCAAAACAGAACAGGAGAAAAUGCUGCAGCAAAAUGAAAAACAUGAGGCUGUAGCAGCAGAGUAUAAGAAGCUUCGUGAUGAAAAUGAUAGGCUUGCUCAUACACACAAUCAACUCGUGAGAGAGAAUGAAGUUCUGCAAACUGAUCAUAAGAAUCUGAAGACAUUAUUGAACAAUUCCAAACUAGAACAAACACAAUUAGAAGCUGAGUUCUCUAAACUCAGAGAAGAGUACCAACUGCUGGAUAUUAAAUGUACAAAACUAAGUAAUCAGUGUGAGCUGCUUAGCCAGCUUAAAGGAAAUAUGGAAGAGGAAAACAGACAUCUACUAGAUCAAAUUCAGACAUUAAUGCUACAGAAUAGAACAUUACUUGAGCAGAACAUGGAAAGCAAGGAUCUCUUCCAUGUAGAGCAAAGGCAGUACAUUGACAAGCUAAAUGAACUAAGGCGACAGAAGGAGAAAUUGGAGGAGAAGAUAAUGGAUCAGUAUAAAUUUUAUGAGCCAUCUCCACCUAGAAGAAGGGGCAACUGGAUUACGCUGAAGAUGAGGAAACUGAUGAAAUCCAAGAAGGAUGGUAAUCGAGAACGUCAGAAGUCUGCAACCCUUACACCUACCCGUUCAGAAUCCAGUGAAGGAUUUCUUCAGCUGCCCCACCAGGACAGUCAGGAUAGUUCCUCCGUGGGCUCCAACUCUCUUGAAGAUGGCCAGAUCCUGGGAACCAAAAAGAGUAGUAUGGUUGCACUGAAAAGACUGCCCUUUUUGAGGAACAGACCGAAGGAAAAAGACAAAAUGAAGGCCUUCUAUCGUCGCUCCAUGUCCAUGAAUGACCUGGUGCAGUCCAUGGUCCUAGCAGGAGGACAAUGGACAGGUAGUUCUGAGCAUCUGGAGGGUCCUGAUGAUAUAUCUGCGGGUAAAAGGAGAAAAGAAUUGGGAGCUAUGGCCUUCUCUACUACAGCUAUCAACUUUGCAACUGUCAACUCUUCUACAGGCUUCAGAUCCAAGCAGUUGCUAAAUAAUAAAGAUGCUAUGUCGUUUGAAGACGUAAGUCCACAAGGUAUUAGUGAUGAUUCUAGCACAGGAUCAAGAGUUCACGGAGUACAGGACAUUAACUGUGCAGAUGCUCUUGCUCCUCCUGUUCGUGGCAUUUCAGCAAUGUGCAAGGUUCCCUGUCAGAUCUGUUCUUCCCGACCAGCCAGCCUUGAUAGUGGCAGAACAUCCACUAGUAAUAGCAAUAACAAUGCUUCACUCCAUGAAGUCAAAGCAGGUGUGGUUAACAAUCAAAGCAGACCGCAGAGUCACAGCAGCGGAGAAUUCAGUAUGCUGCAUGAACACGACGCUUGGUCAAGCAGCAGCAGCAGCCCUAUUCAGUAUUUGAAAGGUCAUACAAGGUCUAGUCCCGUGCUUCAGCAAAGAACACCUGAGACACUGGAUCGUUGUGGAAAACAGAUCAAAACCGAUUCUCCUGGAAGUGAAGUUGUUACCCUGCAGCAGUUCUUAGAAGAAAGCAACAAAAGUACCUCAAGCGAGAUGAAAUCUGGAAGUGAAGAGAAUCUUUUAGAUGAAGUAAUGAGAAGUUUAUCUGAGUCAUCUGAGCUGACAGGAAAGGAAAAGCUAAGAAAGGCAUCUGCUGGUUGUGGAAUCGUGAGGUCAUUGAGUGUAAAAAAUCCAGUUGAUUUCUCAGAUGGACGAUCCAUUAAACCAGAACAGCGUGUAAGGCCCAGCCUUCGUAAAACGGAAGAUGCCUAUUUUACUAGCUCUCCAAUAAAAUUUACAUCGGGCACUCAAGGGAAGGCCAAAUCAGUGAAAGAAAAGAUACAAACAUCCGUAUCACAGCGACAAUCAAGAGAUUGCAAUCCUUACGCUACCUUACCUCGUGCGAGCAGUGUGAUUUCUACAGCAGAAGGAACUACUCGAAGGACAAGCAUUCAUGAUUUUUUGUCUAAGGACAUUAGGCAACCUGUUUCUAGUGAUCCAGCAACAUCCACCGCUGACAGAAGCGUUCCAGCAACAUCUAAUGUGGAAGCUAUCCCAGAAAGCAGAAAUUCAAAAUGCAGGUCUAGGGAGCAACAAAGCUCCUAAAUCUAUGACCCACUACAUGAGAUGUGGGCCAAGUGAGAGAAAAGUGUCCUUCAGUGUCUCAAUAUGAAGCCUUUAUUUCUGAAGUAAACAAGACAGCAACUGUAGGAAUCAUUAAUAAAUAUUAAGGGAAUUUUUUACAUUCUUCGUGACUAGAGCAGGCAAGAAAUAAAAACCUACCUACCUUCCUUCCUUCCUUGAAUCAAGGAGCUCUACUGGAGUCUACUGCCGAAAACUUGUAGAUGGUCUUAGGAAUUAUUGCACAUUGCACUGUUAAGAUCUACUGAAUAAAGGACAGUUCUCAUCUCCCUAAGGACCAAGAAUUUUAAGGUCUCAAGAAUUACUCCAGGAAAAAAAAAAAAGCAACUUCUUUCAUCUUCUGUUUAUGAAAUUAGCCACUGAUUUGCUUAAGCUUCUGCUAAUACUUAGCCAAAAAAAAAAAAAAACAACCAUAACUUGCAGUUUAUAUUUACUUCUGUAAAUUUAAAAUAAAUGCUGUAGUAUUUUGUUGAAAGCAACUGUAUAUACAGAUACAAAAACCUCACAGCUUACUGGCACUUCCCUGCCUUAUUGGUUAGCAUAAUGUGCAUGAAAUGGCUCUUUAAAAAGUUUAUGCUGAGUUUUUUUUGUUGCAUACUGCAAGAAAAAUUUGUUUACAUCCAUGAAAACAUUUGAUAACUAACAAAAGUGGGAAAGUGGGACUCAUGGGAUAAUGGUAUUAUAUAGAACAUGUUUGUCACUUGUGUUUUUCACAUUCCCAAGUUAUUUGCGUACAUAUGUUCAGAUGUUUCUGACAGGAAGUUGUCAGGUAUGAUUUUCCUGUAACUUUUAUUUUAGUGUAAGGCUGUUUGCAACAAAUGGCAUUUCCAGGAUAAGACUGUCUUACCAUGUUUGUGUAUUGACUCAUUUCUUCUUCUUUUAUUGUUUGUCUUCUGACAUGAGUUGAUGGCGGCUUAGGUGGUUUCUUGAUGGCAAAAAAAAAAAAGAAAAAAAAAAGGGAAAUAACAUCAUAUGCAUUUUACAAUCAGUUCCCCUUAAGGUUAUCUUGUAUUAGUAAGGUACAUUUUGUUGGUUGUUGACUUACAUCGAAGUCAACGAGUGUAAUUGGUACGUUCAAUGGUUGUACACAUUUGUUGUCUCAGACUCAUUUGCAGUGAGCUCAAUGGAAGUGUGCCUGAACUUAUAAGCAGAUCUAACAUUACUGCAGUCCUUCUUUAUUUCACAACAGUAGGCACAUUCAUGUUUCUGUUCUCAAGGAUUAAAUCAGCUGUGUAACCUUCUCGCGUCUCAUCUUCCACUGCAGCUCUCUGUUCAUGUAAAGUAAGCAUGGCUUGGAUGUUCUAGAGCUGCAGAGUGCUUGUAAAUGCACCACACUGCUGCUCAGACUGCGUGAUACAGCCACUGCAACUCCUUUCACUUCAUAUUUGUUCUUGAGGCUUUCAGGUUUUGUCAUUUUUCAAGUCUCAGGUUUUCAGGGACAACUGGAACAGAAUCAUUUUCCACUGGAGAGAGAACGCAGUUCAACAGAUGUAAAAGCAUAUUGACAAGGCGUUUUUUAUUUUACUUAAAUUUGGUCGAAAAGGAAAAAAAAAAUAUGAAAGUUCAGUGAGCUUCAGAAUUGGAAAUUUUCUCCUGUUAUUUUCCUGAAAGUGAUUUCCUUCUGAAAUACUUCUUUAUUAUGGAAUAUGUUACAAGAUCUAGAUCAGAGUAUUUUGUUUUGGCAAUAUAAAUACCUUGUUCAGCCUGAGAUUUUUUCCACAGAGAACUUAAACUUUUUUUUUUCCCCUUCAGUGAAACUAGGACAAACUUUGCAGCUCUACGCCUUAGAGCAGUUUGAUUUUUCCUCUAAUGACAUUUCUGGUAUUUCAUUAAAUUCACUAGUUACAUUUCAGCAUGAACUCAUACAAGCAUCUCAUGCUGGUCCCCUUAUUCUCGGUGUCAAGAUUUUCAUUGCUUUCAGUGGAAGCGUCCUGAGUUUUGCAGAGUAUUGCCAUAGUUCAGUGAUCCCAGGAGCGACCUGAAGCCCAGAGCGUUCCUGGCAUCCAUUUCCACAACAUUUUUAUAGGCAAUCUGAGGUCAGUUGCAUGUGGAAUAACUUCCCAUGCUGUAACUGAUAGCACAGCUUUUUUGGGAAGGAUUCGGGGUGCUCCAGGCUGUGGUGAUGGCUUCCAGAUGUCACAGAGGGCAGCUGGGAGGUGUGCCGGGCUGUACUGCAGGUACUGCUGUGUCCCUGUGUGCAGGCAGAGCUCAGGUAUUACCGAGGUUCUUCCUCAAUACAAAGUGAGCCAGACAGAGCCCUGGUGUGCUCUCAGAGAACAUUACUGUUAAGCAAUAAAAAUGUGAUGGCAGGCCUCCUUUCUCUGCCAUGCCUGUACUGCAACAGAGGCGUAGCCAUAGGGACCGAAGGAAAACUUGCCUUACAGUUUCAUAGGCAUUUGGUCACAUCAGUAGCCCUUACUAAAAUCAUAGCUGUUAGGAAAGAUAAUUGAAAUAAGUAAAUACUAGGAAACUAAUCCUAAAUUUUGUUACUUUCAAGUUCAUUUCAGGGCCUGAGUGUUGGCGGGUUCUCCUAGUAUCUCUCCUUGACAACAGAGGACUGAUGCACUUGGGACUUUUAAACCCUAACCAAUCCGUAGUGUCAGUAUUUCUAGAUGAACUCACGUGUCUUGAAUUAACCCACAGUGCCAAACAUGGUUUGUACUCGCAGUAUCUGUGCAGCCGUAUGUGCGUCAGCACGCCGUGUACUUGACAACCUGGGAAUAUUGCCUGGCUGAUGUGCAGCACGCUGCCUUCUGCCCUCACUACGUGUGGCUGUGGCAUUCCCUCAUGGGGACUCCCCUGACUUUUCAUUUAUUGGCUCUUUUCUGUAUUCAUUAAGUUGUCCAGAAUUCUCCAUCACAGCCGGGCUGUUUAGUCACAAAUGCUACUGGUCAACUGAUAACGUGCAUUGAAAGUGAAAGCCCUUCAUCCAAAAAUCCGUGUGAAUUUCUGUUGGUUGAGAGCAUCAGCAGGAAGGUGGGGAUGUGGCAGCAGGGUUUGUCCCACUCGCACAGGUCAGGUUUGUGUGCUCGAGUCCUGGCUGGUGUGCCCUGCACUGUUCUUAGCGGGGUUUGAGCCGCAGGGUCAGCAUCAGAACAGAGGCCAGGGGGAUUAUGGUCUGUAUUCAACAAGUUACACCAAAGCAGCACCAGGGGAACAUUUUCACUGAGGAGAUCAGACCCUAAUACUCCCAGCACAUUCUUUUGCGAAGAUAUUUCAGAGCAGAAGAGCAGUCGGGAAGUUCUCAGUGCUCUGAUACUACAGAUACGCCUUUCCUUUCUGAACUGGUGUAACACCUCCGUAAGGCACCUCCUCUUCCCAUCCAACUAAAAACCAAAUUAUCGAUGUCAUUUGGGAGCCACCUCACCUUGUCUGAAACACAACCUCCCAGGGAACGGCACAGCAGCUGUGUGACAGCCUCCAAGAAGAGCACAUCACUGCUUGCGGCGAGAGUGGAGUUGCCAAAUGUGUCGCUGUUAGUGAAAGUUUACAGACUUUGUUUUCAUACCGUACAAUGUAUAAUUUUAUUUGCUUUGCUGGUAGUCUGCUGAGUAUUUAGUAACAUUCCCAACACGUGUUAUGUUGAAACUUUGUCCAAGUCAUGGUGCAGCCUCAACAAAGGAGCUCAUGGAUGAUUCUUAGAGGUAGAUGAUAAUUAUAUGUAAAUAAUGCUUUGAUAUUAAUAAAACUGCCUUAAAGGAAUGUACCUAGGUGUGAAACAAAACUUAAAAAGCUCUUAUUUAAAACUGUAAUUUCCUUUACAUAUUGAUUUUUUUUUUAAUGUUUGCCAUUGUAUACAUUUAUUAAUGAUGUUAUUAAAAUACCAAACCAAAUAAUUUUUAUCCUUAUUUUGUGUAUAUCCAUUUAUACACACGUUUUCUGGAAACUGAUGUUACUGGAAGGCUGUUGGUGUUAAGUGGUGGUUGUGCUCGGUCGGUGAUGUGUUCAGUAUUUCUUCUGAAAGGAAACCUAUAAAACUGUAGCAGAAAGAUCCUGGGCGCUGCGUAGUUUGUUCCGUGCUGUUUAUUUGUAAAGACUCAUGUAGCUUUUAACUAUACCUUAUUUUAAUACUAUUUUUAAAAGAUGCUAAUUUCAUAGUAAAUACGUUAAGAAUUCAGUGCAGAUUUGCCCAGUGCAGUAUUUGAAGCUUUGAUUUUGCUUGGUGGUUCUUUUUGCUGAAACAAGUCUCAGUCUCUUCUGACAGUGAAGGCAGUUUAAUUUUUCAGAUCUGUGAAGUGUAGGAAUCUGCUUUUGUGCACAUCUCUUCAACUUCUUGUCUUCCACAUUUCAAGCUUUCUGGUUUAAAACACUUGACAAACUCGUUUUUUUCCUUUUUCUCCCUGUUUUGGAAGUGAUAAUCCAGGAGUACCAUGAAGAAUAAAGGGAAGGGAGAGUGACAGAGAACAAAAUAAAUUUCACUUUGAAGGGUGCAUAGGACUGUAUCAUGAUAUCCACCUGCAUUAGCAGCACAUUAGUCAACCCAGAGUUCCUGAGGCAGUUCAUUGAUAACUCACUUU